GCGCAUGGUCACAUUGAAACAUUACUUUCAAAAAUGGCACCUAACAUCUGAGUUUUCGGGAAAUUUUACUGUUUAAUUGUUAGUGAAAGGUUAGGGAGUUUAAGAACAAGCACGGUCAUGGCAUGGGUACCCAAUUCGCGGUUCGAGGACGAUUUGGUGGACAUGGAACCGGAUUUCAAUCUCGUCCACGGCCAGGUGGCCUACGAGGAGAAGCGGAAACAGGAGUUCUGCCCGAGACCCAAGAGCACCUACGAGUAUCUGUCGAACCGAAACAAGCGGAAUUCCGAGCUAGAAAAACUCCACGGUAGCCCGAGUGGAAAAGGUCGGGAAGUCCGCGAGAGCCUGCAAAUGAUGGAGAAAAUCCAAAAAAUUGCGGGCACAAGACCGCUGGGCGAGCACGCCACUAUGGAAGAUUGGGACGAUACCAGUACAGUGGAACAAGAGGCCGUCGCCAUGAUGCGGUACUUUGGAAUGAUGUCAAUGCAGGAAGACUCGAUGCCCGCUCUGCCCACGAUCCAGUCUCCACAACAGCCUAUCCAGAUUCUACGGAACGGCCGCCAGAGCUUUCCCCUAAUAAACGACCCCGAGUUCUUCAAACCUCGCAAAACACGGCGACCCAAGAAUCGCAGUCUCAACGAUUCUAUCACCGAUUCCUUCCACACAGCCGAGAGUUGUAGUAGCUCCAUUAGUGUGUAUGGAUCAGCAAAGUCACAUCUGAGUAGCUCGGAUAAAAAGAAGGAAAAGGAGUCAAGGCGGGUAAAAUACAGUGAAAUACCUUAUGAACCCCUGGAGGAGAGUUUCGAUCAGGCGGAAGAACCGUUGUGCCUGGAAGAAAUCACAACCAAGGAACAAAGGAAAAACUGUUGUUCUAGAAAAAAAGAAGUGCAAAACUCUACAAAAGAAACCUAAAAGGGCAGAUCCUUUUUAAGUACCUUAAAUUUUUUUACUUCGAUUUUCGUAGCAUAUUCCCAUUGGUUCUGAGUUAUUUGAAAGCAAUUUUAAUGAAACGAGAGAAAAAAAGCCAGAUAUCAACAUUCGUAAA
This is a messenger RNA of Drosophila ficusphila, 1042 nucleotides long. RefSeq lists its product as uncharacterized. The transcript has 2 exons. The coding region runs from base 118 to 909 and encodes 263 amino acids. The record is from RefSeq and is a predicted model, not a curated record. Lineage: Eukaryota; Metazoa; Arthropoda; Insecta; Diptera; Drosophilidae.